Molecule: messenger RNA, 807 nt
Organism: Aspergillus candidus
Lineage: Eukaryota; Fungi; Ascomycota; Eurotiomycetes; Eurotiales; Aspergillaceae
Exons: 3
Coding region: 130-654 (174 amino acids)
Source: RefSeq, a predicted model, not a curated record
CUUCACUCAAGCAACAACUCAACAACCGAACUCCCAAGUCACCAAAGGCCUGCUAUAUUCUGCAAAUAUAUCAAAAAUCAGACUCCUAAGUCACUGAAGAUCUACUACAAGCUGCAGAUAUAUCCACCGAUGUUAGCUGGAUACUAUCAUCCUAUUAAAAGACCUGGUGACUGUGUUGCUCUAGAACAUAUGAUCUGUGUCUCUCUCUGCUGGAUGAUAUUCUUUUACAGCCUUGUGCAAGAUACCCUGUCUGUAGCAGCAAACAGGCCGCUCAACGAAGUAAACAUGGGGAUACCCACUGCAAACCUCCCGCGCAAGCGGCCGACAGACGAGGCUAUUACGUUGCUCAUUCCUAGCCAGGCAAUUUCCGCCGCCGACUCCGAGCCGGGUAAUCCCACGGCAGACUUCCGCGACUGCAGCGACUGCAGCCAGUGGUCAGAUGAAUCCAAAGUGGUGGAAAUCUCGCAGAAGGCUGCUGACGCGAUAGUCAAUUUCUCCACGCAUGAACGGGAGGUGAACCAUUUGGAGGACGAGUUGGAGGAACACUAUGAGAAGACGAACCACCUGAUGGCGCAGAUCGAGCAACAGGUGCUCGAUUGCAAGCUUCUUGAGAAACAGUUUGCGGAGAUCAGGGCCGUGAUACCACGACACUAGAGGAGCACGGUUUAGAGGGAGACUGGUCAGUAUCCGAGUGGAUACGCGUUAGGUUAGUUGAAUUCCGAUCAAGAAUGACCACUCGGCGACAUAAUUUAUCUAGACAUUUUUGGUUUCGGGCUCUGUGAGUCAUCGUUUAUAACAUCUUAUGUU